Messenger RNA from Nematocida parisii ERTm1, 518 nucleotides. RefSeq lists its product as uncharacterized. Lineage: Eukaryota; Fungi; Microsporidia. The coding region runs from base 1 to 495 and encodes 164 amino acids. The transcript has a single exon. The record is from RefSeq and is a predicted model, not a curated record.
AUGAGUAAAAUUCUAAAAAAGGGAAACAAAUUAGUUGAAACCAUACAAAAGACUGUUCCAAUGGACAAGCUUAUUGGAUUACAAGAUUUCUAUUUGAUGAAGCAAAGAACACAAUUUGCGAUUAGAGAUGUACAAGCAUACCACAUUAAAAACACUGACAUGGUUCUUGUCCUGGGGUCUCUUGAUUUAGCCGAAAAAACAGCCAAGCAAGCAGCAGAAAAGAGAAAGGCAAGAUUACAAGCAAUGGCACAGGAACAACAGCACCAGUGCACAGAACAGUGUGGACAUGCUGAAGCAGCCCCACAGGAAGAGGAUGUAGUAGAGGAUGCACCAGUAGAAGAAUCCAAGGAAAGCGCCGCUUCUGACAUAAACAUUACAGAAGAGGACAUCAAAGUAGUAAUGGAGCAGGGAGGAGUCAGCAGAGAAGAGUCAAUUAAACUAUUGAAGGAAAAUGGGGGUGACCCUCUUUCCAUUCUCAUGUCACUCGGGAAGUAACCAGAAAUAAAUUAAUUACCGGA